AUGGUGGCACUCUGUGUGGUGGGCCUUUAUUUUCCGGAGACGGUGGGUGGAAAAAAGUGCGAUUUUGCGGAUUGCAUCAAACGGACGUGGUCAUACCUAGCGGAAAAGAGUAGUAACACCUCCUUCUACGCAGGGGAUGGUUGGCGGUUUGUUUGGCAGAGGGAGAUUGACAACAACACCUUCUCCGCCGCAUCCCUCGUCCUCCUCGUCAACAAUGAUGCCACAAGUAAUGGGACGACUGCGGUCUUGCUGCCAAAUUCAACCAUCCUCGUUCCCAGCAUUAAUUUUGACAGAAGCGAUACAAUCUGGCUGCUCGGGCCGGGUUAUGGAUCCCAUAAAGUCCGGGCGGAAAAAGUGUUCAGUGUGGAGCAAGGAUUCACUAGAAUUCAGCUCAGCAAUAUCACAAAUCCGGAAAUUAUUCUCGCCCCAGCAACACCUUCACGCAUCUCACAUUCCGCCCGACCUCCCCCGCCAACGACAAAGUGUCAGGUCUAUGGAUUCCAGAAAUAUGUUGUAUGGUGGUUUGAACUGCUCCGUCUGGCUGCUACUGUUCUUCGGAGGGAAAAAUGUGACACUAUUUUCAAUAACGGGACUGCAAUUCCUGCCUUAAAUUUCAAAGUGUUUUGCAUAAAAAUGGAAAUUUUGGAUAAACAGUGGCCUGAAAGAGGCCUCAGAUUUGAACAGGGUUAUUCAAAUAGUCGCGAAGGGAACUUCACGGGACCCAUUCCGGUUGAAGUGAGGGAUAGAUACCCGAUUUUUUGCAGUUCCACAUCCAACACGACAUGGGGAGGAGGGAUGAAAAGUUUGGGUGUUGGUAGAAGUUAAGAAAUCUUUCAUCUGGCAGGUUUUGCACGAUAUCAGAAAAUGUAUUUGGGACAGGCGUACAUGAUUGUGGAAUAUUAUAGAGAUUGACUCCGUAAUUAGAGUCAAGCUCUUUAGAUUUUGAUUCCAACUAUAGGAGAAAUAUUGGAAAUAUAAAGUAACUCGUUAUUAUUUUUUAUUUUUAUUAUAUGAAUUAUGGUUAUGUUGAUCUAAUUCAAUUUGCAAAAAGAAAUAUAAGUGAUCAAUCUGUGUAGUUAAA
Messenger RNA from Folsomia candida, 1081 nucleotides. RefSeq lists its product as uncharacterized. The record is from RefSeq and is a predicted model, not a curated record. NCBI's taxonomy places the organism in Eukaryota, Metazoa, Arthropoda, Collembola, Entomobryomorpha, Isotomidae. Bases 1 to 825 code for a protein of 274 amino acids. The transcript is spliced from 4 exons.